Messenger RNA from Closterium sp. Yama58-4, 1506 nucleotides. Lineage: Eukaryota; Viridiplantae; Streptophyta; Zygnematophyceae; Desmidiales; Closteriaceae. The record is from the annotation of a GenBank genome assembly.
AUGCGCCCGACCGACCAUCCGCCCGCCCAUCCGCCCACCCAUCCGCCCGACCAUCCGCCCGACCAUACGCCCGACCAUGCGCCCACCCAUGCGCCACUCCUCUGUGGUGUGAGGCGGGCGCCACUCCUCUGUGGUGUGAGGCGGGCGCCACUCCUCUGUGGUGUGAGGCGGGCGCCACUCCUCUGUGGUGUGAGGCGGGCGCCACUCCUCUGUGGUGUGAGGCGGGCGCCACUCCUCUGUGGUGUGAGGCGGGCGCCACUCCUCUGUGGUGUGAGGCGGGCGCCGCUCCUCUGUGGUGUGAGGCGGGCGCCACUCCUCUGUGAUGUGAGGCGGGCGCCAAUCCUCUGUGGUGUGAGGCGGACGCCACUCCUCUGUGGUGUGAGGCGGGCGCCACUCCUCUGUGGUGUGAGGCGGGCGCCACUACUCUAUGGUGUGAGGAGGGCGCCACUCCUCUGUGAUGUGAGGCGGGCGCCUCUCCUCUGUGGUGUGAGGCGGGCGCCACUCCUCUGUGGUGUGAGGCGGGCUCCACUCCCCUGUGGGGUGAGGCGGGCGCCACUCCUCAGUGGGGUGAGGCGGGCGCCACUCUUCUGUGGUGUGAGGCGGGCUCCACUCCUUUGUGGUGUGAGGCGGGCGCCGCUCCUCUGUGGUGUGAGGCGGGCGCCGCUCCUCUGUGGUGUGAGGCGGGCUCCACUCCUAUGUGGUGUUAGGCGGGCGCCAUUCCUCUGUGGUGUGAGGCGGGCGCCGCUCCUCUGUGAUGUGAGGCGGGCGCCACACCUCUGUGGUGUGAGGCGGGCGCCACUCCUCUGUGAUGUGAGGCGGGCGCCACUCCUCUGUGGUGUGAGGCGGGCGUCACUCCUCUGUGGUGUGAGGCGGGCGCCGCUCCUCUGUGGUGUGAGGCGGGCGCCACUCCUCUGUGGCGUGAGGCGGGCGCCACUCCUCUGUGGUGUGAGGCGGGCGCCACUCCUCUGUGGCGUGAGGCGGGCGCCACUCCUCUGUGGUGUGAGGCGGGCGCCACUCCUCUGUGGCGUGAGGCGGGCGCCACUCCUCUGUGGUGUGAGGCGGGCGCCACUCCUCUGUGGUGUGAGGCGGGCGCCACUCCUCUGUGAUGUGAGGCGGGCGCCGCUCCUCUGUGGUGUGAGGCGGGCGCCACUCCUCUGUGGUGUGAGGCGGGCGCCACUCCUCUGUGAUCAAUCCCCAUGUAGGGCAGUCACAGGGCUAACCACAGGGCUAACCACAGGGCUAACCACAGGGCUAACCACAGGGCUAACCACAGGGCUAACCACAGGGCUAACCACAGGGCUCACCACAGGGCCCACCACAGGGCUCACCACAGGGCUCACCACAGGGCUAACCACAGGGUUCACCACAAGACUAACCACAGGGUUCACCACAGGGCUAACCACAGGGCUAACCACAGGGCUAACCACAGGGCUAACCACAGGGCUUACCACAGGGGCUCACCACAGGGCUCACCACAGGGCUACUCACAAUCAAUCGCAAGGCUAA